UUGGUGAGCCAAUCAGCGGCGUCCUGUGUCACUAUGGCGACGGGGAAAACCGCCCAAAUUGUGCCGUGACGUGUGAGCGGCCCAUGUGUAGCGGGACUGGCUGGUUGUCAACAGUGUGCUCAGCGGCCAGAGGUCCAGGUGCAGAAGUAAAAGAGCCUCACAGAAGAGAUGUCCUCCUCCACGCCUCCGUCUGUCCUCCUCAAUACCGGGGUUCAGAUGCCCCUCCUGGGUCUGGGGACAUAUAAGUUGUUGGAUCCAGAAGGUGUCUACCGGGCUGUGGAUGCAGCGCUGGCUGCUGGUUAUCGGGCCUUUGACAGUGCAGCCGUCUACAGGAAUGAAGCUGACUUGGGCCGAGCGCUGAAGGAGCUCCUGCCCAAACAUGGCUUAACCCGAGAGGAUGUGUUCAUAACCAGUAAGCUGGGCCCUAAGGAUCAGGGGGAGAGGGCCAUGGAGGGAGCCCUCCACAGCCUGGCUCAGCUGGACCUGGCUUACAUUGACCUCUACCUGAUCCACUGGCCUGGCACACGGGAUCUGGAUGUGUCUGACCAACGCAACCCAAACAACAGAGCUCAGAGUUGGGCUGCACUGGAGGAGCUGCAUGCUGAGGGGAAGCUGAAGGCCAUCGGAGUGUCCAACUACACACCAGCACACAUGAGAGAGCUGAUGCAGAGCUGCAGAAUCCCUCCUGCAGUGUUACAGGUGGAGUUUCAUCCUCGGUUUUGCCAGUCAGAGCUGAGGAGAGUGUGUGAGGAGUAUGGAGUGUGUUUUCAAGCGUACUCCUCAUUAGGGAAAGGAGAGCUGGUCUCUGACCCUGUGGUCAUGGAGGUGGCAAAGACUUGUGAAUGCACACCUGCACAGGUGUUGCUGCGCUGGGCUGUGCAGCAGGGCGUCCCGGUGCUCCCCAAGUCCUCAAAUCCAGACAGAAUAAAGGACAACUCCAGGAUUUUUGACUUCACACUCAGUAAAACAGACAUGGACAGACUUUCAGCUUUGGACUGUGGGCAGAAGUUCUGCAGGGGUGCAUCAGCUGUGGUUUGAUGGUCCACUAGUAGAGCAGACGUUGGCUUCCAUGAUGCCUCUUUAAAGCUGCUCUGCCUGGCAGUAAUACAGUGGUGGUGCACCAAUGUAAGAACAAGUGUGAGACAGAAGUUUAGACACAGGCAGCGCAGUAAAUUGAGUUAUUCUGGGUUGCCAGCAGAGUUGACAUGAAUGCACUGAACUAAUGUAAUGAGGAUUAGGUGAAUAUAUGGUGGAGUAUUUGGUGUGCAUGUAACAUUUUGAACAAAGUAAUAGUAUUCUAGCAUUGCCAAAUUUGCAUUGAAUAAUUAUUACAUUUAAAAAAGUAUCAUCUGUACAGGAGAGUUGUAAAGAAAUAAACAGAACUUACAUAAUAAAUUAUUCAGGCCGGCA
Acanthopagrus latus (yellowfin seabream) is the source of this 1410-nucleotide messenger RNA. RefSeq lists its product as uncharacterized. Bases 169 to 1038 code for a protein of 289 amino acids. The transcript has 6 exons. Gene Ontology annotation, molecular function: oxidoreductase activity. The record is from RefSeq and is a predicted model, not a curated record. Lineage: Eukaryota; Metazoa; Chordata; Actinopteri; Spariformes; Sparidae.